AUGGCACCAAAAGGGAGGGAAGAUGGCUUGGAGAUGAAGCGCCGAAGGAGUUACCCGACAGUCCCCAACAAGAAGCCUUGUUUGGAGGAUCCCGCAAGUCUGGUCAGACCGUCCAGACAUGCAUGCCUGGCAAACUUGGAAGAGGCAGUGGACAAGCUCUUGGAUGUGUCGGAGAGUGGCCGGGAGUUGCUGCGACUGCUUGUCAAGGGCAGCCUGUGCAGCCCUCCUCAGGAGCGCCACAAGAUCCAAGUGGCGGGUGCGCAGUUAGCAGCGGAGGCUUUCCAGAGCGGAAAGGAGGCACUCCAGUUUGAGUGUGAAGAAGCUGCAACAGAGGCGGAGAAGUAUCGAGACAUGGUCCAGGCCAAAGCCAAAGAUCUGAAGGACACCAAGAAGGAAUUUGUUGCGGCGGCAGCGGCGUUCCGGUCUGCCAAGGCAGUCUUCUUGGAGGAUAACAAAAGCCUGCAGAUAGCACGCAAGACCUUGGAUCAGGCCACGGAGGAGCUUACAAACCAUCGUUCUGCGCUGAAGGAGGUGACGGGCAGCAAGGAAGAGCUGGAGCUGGCCGUCCACAGGCACAUGCCGGCCAUCCUGAAUGGGAGCUGCGAACUUCAGCUCCAUGCAGAUGCUGUCGGACCUCUCCUCGCUCGGAUUCCUGAAGAGUCUCUCAAGAAUGCAGCCGCUUCCUCGCUCAAGCUGGAGCCAGAGAAGCGUGGAGCCUUCGACAACGCUGUGCUGCAGCAGCUGAACUCGACAUUCUCCAAGCUGUUGGAGGCAGUGCCAUCAGCAGAAGAGGAGCAGUUGGAAGUCGAGGAGGCUGAAAAGGUGGAAGCCACGGCUUCCUUGGCCUUUGCCGAGGCCAGGCGCCAGCAAGCCCAAAGUGCGCAUGCCCUUCGGCUGGCGGAGCUGGACCUUCGACAAGCCCAGGGCCAUGAAGGCCAGGCUGCAGAGCUCUUGAAAGAGGCGGAGCAGGAGCUGGCAUGUGGGGAACGCCAGCUGGAGGCGGCCCGGGACAGCCUGAGGGAGUUCCAGAGCGGACCGAUGGCAUCCCUGAAGGUCUUGGAAGAAGACCCAAAGGAUGUGGUCCCAGAAAGCCCAAAGGUCAAGCAGGCGAGUGAGCCCAUCUCAGCACAAGCCCGGGUCUCACUGGCAGAGGGGCUACCAGCAACCGCUUUCACAUUGCAGGUGAGCAAGCUCUGCGAUUGCCGCAUGCCAGCUCACAAGCUUGGGGGGCGGAGGCAACGGUGCCUGAAGAUUGCUCACAUUCUGUUGAUGCUUCGCUGCAAAGCUGCAAUAGGCAGAGGCUGGCACUGGCAGAAGCUGCCGCCCACAGUUGCACGAGAGGUCAGCCGCGUGCUCCUCCGGCUCAUGCGGCGCUUGUUGUGCAGGAGAUCCGAGGCUAUGGAUGCCGAUCUGGCCGAGCAGCAGCUGACACAGUGGCUAUGGGAAUGGCUGGACUUAACACAAGAUGAUCGACUCUCCCUCACUGCUACUGCUGUCAAAGGCUUUGCCGGCUUGCCCUUGCAAGUGCAGGCACGACACUUGGCCUUGCUGAUCGACAUUAAGCUAGCAACCUUUCGAAUGGAGCAGGAUGUUGCUGAAGAUGCGACCGAGGCAAAUGAUAUUGAGAGAUGUGCCAGAGGUGUCCGUGUAUAUCAACUCCUGCUCGCUGCCUUGACACCGCUAGCAGAUGACGAACUGGAUAGCAUUGGCCAGGCAGCGGUCGGCGAAUUUCAGGCUCUAGUGUCGCCUUUGGGUAUGGCAAGGGUGGUGCUACGCUUGUCUCCUUACAGGCGCAGGCAGCUGACGCACAUCCUGGUGCGCGACGAGAUCAUGGAAGAAUUGUCAGCACUCAGGCUCGGACGAGCUCUGACAGCGCUGGAUUCGAUGCUUGGCACCGAAACUUUGGACGCUGUGCUGACCGGCAUGGAUGCAGCCGUCAGUGUGGGAAGCGGUGUCCUGGGCGUGGGCUCUGGCAUCCUGGCAGCAGGUGCAAACGUGUUGGACUCCCUCGGAACGCUUGGCAAUGCCAGCAUGGACCUGGGCAUCUACCCGGCUCUUUUUCCGCUCGCGGACGAAGGACCCACGCAAGAGACGGCGACGGUGCCUGCGAUGUCUGAGCCUCACGCUGAACUCUCUCGUGCUGACGCAUGCGUGGCAAGCGGGCCCACAGAUCAGCACGACUUCCUGUGA
Messenger RNA from Effrenium voratum, 2190 nucleotides. Lineage: Eukaryota; Dinophyceae; Suessiales; Symbiodiniaceae. The record is from the annotation of a GenBank genome assembly.